CAAUUAGUUUUUGGCCAUAAAAUCCAUAUUCCAGGUUGGCCGCAAAAGAAACACACAAGUGUCAAGUCUCAACAAUAUAUUCAUUCUUCUCUGGCUUUUCUUCUUUGAAAACAUGGCAUCUUCUCAACCCAUCAACAAAACUAUGCUUUUCUCCAUUGCAACUGUUUCCAUUUGGCUGUGCUUCAUUUGUUCGUCAGCGGCGGCGGAGCUUCAACGUUUCGAGCACCGGAUCAUCAAAGAAGAUGGUUCUCUCAGCUUCUUGGUUGUCGGAGACUGGGGAAGAAGGGGACUCUACAACCAAUCUAAAGUUGCUCAACAGAUGGGAGUAAUUGGAGAGAAACUUGAUAUAGAUUUUGUGAUAUCUACUGGAGAUAAUUUCUAUGAAGAUGGAUUAACAGGAGUUGAUGAUCCUGCAUUUCAUGAGUCUUUUACAAAUAUAUACACCGCCCCAAGCUUGCAGAAACAAUGGUAUACUGUUUUGGGUAAUCAUGACUAUAGGGGUGAUGUUGAAGCACAAUUGAGUCCCAGUCAAAGGAAAAAGGAUAAAAGGUGGCUAUGCUUCAGAUCAUUUAUCAUCAAUGCAGAAAUAGUGGAAUUCAUCUUUGUGGACACAACUCCAUUUGUGGAUGAAUAUUUCACUAACCCUGGGGAUCAAACCUAUGAUUGGAAAGGUCUCUCCCCCUCGAGGCAGGCUUACCUUUCAAAUCUCUCGAAGGAUGUGGAUUCAGCACUGAAAAAAUCCACUGCAAAAUGGAAAAUAGUUGUGGGUCACCAUACAAUCAAAAGUGCUGGAGAACAUGGAGUCACCAAGGAGCUUGAAGCCCAGCUUCUACCAAUACUUCAGGCAAACAAUGUGGAUAUGUACAUCAACGGGCAUGACCACUGCUUGGAGCACAUCACUAGCACUGAGAGCCAAAUCCAGUUUCUAACUAGUGGAGGUGGCUCAAAGGCUUGGAGAGGUAAUGUUAGGUGGUGGAAUCCAAAGGAGUUGAAAUUAUACUAUGAUGGACAAGGCUUCAUGACACUACAGAUGACUCUAAACAAGGCUGAUAUUGUGUUCUAUGAUGUCUUUGGCAAUACUUUGCACAAAUGGAGUAUCUCCAAAAAGCUUCAGUCAGUAUGCUAAAUGAAUCUAUAGAAAGUUAUUACUUGUAUCUGAGACAUAUACUGACUAAGAUAUGAGGGGGAAAAAAUGGUCAUGAAUAGAUAAACUAAAAGAUGCAAUUGAAAUUGUACUACAAA
Molecule: messenger RNA, 1242 nt
Organism: Tripterygium wilfordii
Lineage: Eukaryota; Viridiplantae; Streptophyta; Magnoliopsida; Celastrales; Celastraceae
Product: purple acid phosphatase 4-like
Exons: 6
Coding region: 113-1126 (337 amino acids)
Molecular function (GO): acid phosphatase activity; ferrous iron binding; ferric iron binding
Source: RefSeq, a predicted model, not a curated record